Molecule: messenger RNA, 582 nt
Organism: Parnassius mnemosyne (clouded apollo)
Lineage: Eukaryota; Metazoa; Arthropoda; Insecta; Lepidoptera; Papilionidae
Source: the annotation of a GenBank genome assembly
AUGCCUAUGGCGGCGAUACAUGCUUAUCAAAAUCUCGGUGUCAAUCAGAAGCUUACGCAACUACAAACACCUGCACCAAGAAGACUUGCGCCUGCUCCAGUAGAUACGUCCCGAUGCAAGAAAAAAUCUUACAUCCACCAGCCGUAUCCAACUCAACCUGCGUCUGUCGCCCGAAGAAACGCCCGGGAAAGAAAUCGCGUGAAACAAGUUAAUAAUGGAUUUGCAGCGCUUAGACAGCACAUCCCGACUGCAGUGACAGCAGCUCUAUCAGGUGGUAGAGGAUCUUCGCGAAAGCUUAGCAAAGUUGAUACUUUGAGGCUUGCUGUAGAAUAUAUCAAAAGUCUAAAACGGCUGUUAGAAGAAAGUGAAGAAGGUUGCUCCGACAGUCAGAUAGGAGUAAGCCUGACUCCAAAUGGACCGCAAACACCACCCUCUUCCGAAGAAUCUCAUUCACCAGCUCCGUCAUUAGUAUCAGAAAGCUCCGCGGGCCCAAAUUGUCAUGACGCCUACGAUUCUUAUGAACCAAUGAGUCCUGAAGAUGAAGAGCUUCUUGAUGUUAUAUCAUGGUGGCAGCAACAAUGA